AUGAGGACCACCUGGAGGGACCCCUGUGGCACUCCUCCCCCCUUCCAGAGCGGCAGAGCUCGGGACCACGCCCAGUCCUGCGGCACGCCCUCUGAAUUCUCAAGCCACGCCCACGUAACCUGUCCUGCCUCGGCCACAGAGAACCACGCCCACGCACGCCUUGGGGCACACUACAGCUGGGACACGGGACGCGGGACUGAGGGACUGUCUGAUGUGGAGGAGCGUUGGGUGUGGACGCUGGCGGGGCUAAAGAGGAAGGUGAGCAAGAUUUAUGACGGCUCGGGCCCCUCGCUGGAGCGCCCCCCGGUGGACACAGCCUUUUGUGCCGCCGCCAGCAGGGGCGCGCUUCUCCCCCCUGUCCAGCCCCUUCCUCUUCACUCCCCCUGCACCUCCACACCUCCACCUCUCCACCUCUCCACUCCCCUGCCUCCUAUUACCUCUAAACACAACCAUUCCCCUUCCUGCACCUCUAGUGAAAAUGAUGAUGAUGAUGAUGAUAAUGGUGAUGAUACAGGAGAACAAGACAAUGAUGAUGAUAAUGAUGAUGAUAGUAAAGAGGACCACGACAAUGAUGGUGACAGUGGUGAUGGUGAUGAUCAAGAGACCAAGACAAUGAUGAUGAUGAUGAUGAGCAUCUCUUACGCCAUCACACCUGUCAUGCACACACCUGUUUUUGUCGCCUGUGUGUGCUCGUGUGGCGGGGCAGGGCGGGACUGGCCGAGCAAACACAGUGAAGAGGAUGGAGGGACGCUGCCGUGUGAGCUGAGGAGAUUUUGA
Molecule: messenger RNA, 777 nt
Organism: Scylla paramamosain (green mud crab)
Lineage: Eukaryota; Metazoa; Arthropoda; Malacostraca; Decapoda; Portunidae
Product: probable serine/threonine-protein kinase ifkA
Exons: 6
Coding region: 1-777 (258 amino acids)
Source: RefSeq, a predicted model, not a curated record